UCAAUCAAAAUGUCAAAUACGACGUUUGUCAAACAAGCGAAAAUUCCCAAAAAAUUAUGAAUUUUAUUGAGUUGGUGUUUUUAUCUUAUACAGCAUAAGUGUGAAUAUUAAGAGAGUUUCACUGGUUAUUAAAAUCAUUUCCAAGAUGCCGUCAAAGCAGAGAAAGAUUGCUAUGAUGGGAUACCGUUCCGUAGGUAAAUCAUCUUUAAUUAUACAGUUCGUGGAAGGACAGUUCGUUGACUCUUAUGACCCUACUAUUGAAAACACUUUCACAAAGUUCAUACGCCUGAAUUCAACUGAAUAUGAAGUAAAGUUGGUAGACACAGCUGGUCAAGAUGAAUAUAGCAUAUUCCCACUUCAAUACAGUAUGGACUUUCAUGGCUAUGUACUGGUAUACUCCAUAACAUCAAGUAAAAGUUUUCAAAUAGUACAAAUUAUUUAUGACAAACUCUUGGACAUGGUUGGUAAAAUACAUGUACCAAUAGUUUUAGUUGGAAAUAAAACAGAUCUUCAUUUAGAAAGGAAAAUUAGUACUGAAGAAGGUAAAAGACUUGCUGAGAAGUGGAAGGCUGCAUUUGUAGAAACCAGUGCUAAGAGAAAUGAGUCUGUCACGGACAUGUUCCAUGCCAUCUUAUCGGAGAUAGAGAGGUCAGAUGGACAUAUACCAGACAAGAAUGGAUGUGUUAUUUCUUAAUGAAAGUUUGUGUUCAAUAAACAAAGUGCUUUUUACUUAAGCUAAAGUGAUUUAAA
Molecule: messenger RNA, 750 nt
Organism: Trichoplusia ni (cabbage looper)
Lineage: Eukaryota; Metazoa; Arthropoda; Insecta; Lepidoptera; Noctuidae
Gene: Rheb
Product: GTP-binding protein Rheb homolog
Exons: 5
Coding region: 146-694 (182 amino acids)
Biological process (GO): small GTPase-mediated signal transduction
Cellular component (GO): plasma membrane
Molecular function (GO): GTPase activity; GTP binding; GDP binding
Source: RefSeq, a predicted model, not a curated record